Megalopta genalis is the source of this 1616-nucleotide messenger RNA. Its product is annotated as small ribosomal subunit protein eS1. Gene Ontology annotation, cellular component: ribosome. The record is from RefSeq and is a predicted model, not a curated record. Gene Ontology annotation, biological process: translation. Gene Ontology annotation, molecular function: structural constituent of ribosome. Lineage: Eukaryota; Metazoa; Arthropoda; Insecta; Hymenoptera; Halictidae.
UUUGCAUUGGUACAAGCUACAUUGGUCGUCGGUGUGACUCGUUUUGUUUGUGAUUGUGCUCAUAUCGUAUUCUCUUGCUCACUCGCCACUUUCUCUCUUUGCCUAGAACUGUGAGGACAGCAUUUUUUAGCUGUGAAGUCUAGCUAGCUUAGUUAGCUUCGCUCACUAAGGGGUGGUACUACUGUACUAUGGUGAAGUAGAAUUGCUCACUAAGGUAAGGCAUGACUGUACAUGUCGACAACUCGUAGAUCGCUUUAACAGUUUCCAGUGGUGUCUGAGCGUGUCUAUUUUCGUCUCUAACCUCAAUCAUGGCAGUGGGUAAAAAUAAGGGACUGUCGAAAGGAGGUAAAAAGGGAGUGAAGAAGAAGAUCGUUGAUCCUUUCACCCGUAAGGAUUGGUAUGAUGUUAAGGCACCGUCUAUGUUCACCAACCGUCAUAUUGGCAAAACGUUGGUUAACAGAACCCAAGGAACAAAGAUCGCAUCUGAAGGUCUGAAAUACAGAGUAUUUGAAGUCUCUUUGGCUGACCUGCAAAAUGAUGGAGAUGCAGAGAGAUCUUUCCGUAAAUUCAGAUUGAUCGCAGAAGAUGUUCAACAUCGUAAUGUGUUAACUAAUUUCCACGGUAUGGACUUGACCACUGACAAAUUGAGGUCUAUGGUUAAGAAAUGGCAAACUCUGAUCGAAGCUAAUGUUGAUGUUAAAACUACUGAUGGCUACCUUCUCAGAGUUUUCUGCAUUGGUUUUACCAACAAAGAUCAGUUAAGCACAAGGAAGACAUGUUAUGCUCAACACGCACAAGUUAAGAAAAUUAGGCAAAAGAUGGUAGACACAAUCACCAAUGAUGUUACAAAGAGUGAUUUAAAGGGUGUUGUCAGUAAACUUCUACCAGAUGCUACAGCCAAAGACAUUGAGAAGGCUUCACAAGGAAUUUAUCCACUUCAUGAUGUUUAUAUUCGCAAAGUGAAAGUAUUGAAGAAACCACGAUUUGAACUAAGCAAACUGUUGGAACUUCAUGGGGACAGUGCAGGGAGCAAGACUGAGGAAGUAGGCGAAAGUGGCUCAAAGGUCGAUAGACCAGAAGGCUAUGAACCACCAGUACAGGAAUCUGUUUAAGGGAGUAAUCCUAUUUCGAGAUUUAAUUCUUGGUUCUUCUUGGUUGGUAUGAAAUGUUACCAUAUUCUUGAAGUAAUGGACACAAUCCUAAUAAAAAAUGACAAAAAUCUUUCCUAAUCCCAAACCACCCUGAAAUUAAUUAAGUUGAAUGAUUAUUGCUAAUUAACAUUACUUCAAAUUUUAAGUGAAAUGAAAUUAAUCUUUCUUACAUCUGUUUCCACCUUUUGCAUCAAAAUACGUAAAAAUAAGUGUUAUAUGAGAUAUUAAAAGCGGCAUAGCUGCUGCAGUAUAAUUCAAUGAAAUAUUUUCAUCUAAUUUAUUUGCUAAUAACAUCUGUAAUAAGUAAAUGCGAAAUAUUAUGAUACGAUUAUAGGUAGAUUUAAACUGUUUAUAAAAUCAUCUAGAAGCGCUAAUUUAUAACGAAAAACGAAAUCUCAUCGCGCACUUAACGAUAAAUAUUUCUGUAAAUACUGUUUUUGUAAAUAAAUAAUGUUCCUUUUUUUA